Molecule: messenger RNA, 2550 nt
Organism: Funneliformis geosporum
Lineage: Eukaryota; Fungi; Glomeromycota; Glomeromycetes; Glomerales; Glomeraceae
Source: the annotation of a GenBank genome assembly
AUGUCAGAAAUAGAGGGACGAAGUUUGCCUCAUAAUUCAGAUUUGUACAAAGAGAUUAAUAAUAAUACUCCAAAAGAAUUUGAUCCAGACAAGGAUAACCUUUCUACAUUAAAUUCCUUUCCAAGUUUUCCGUCGGAAAAUACUGCUUCUUUUAACCAAUCUACUAAGGAGAAUCACACUGAAAGUCUUGAGCAACUUCCUUUCACCGAAAAUAACCUUAACAUGUUGACAAAAAUCUCUCAAAGUGUUCAAAUAACAUAUAACGAAAAUUUUUCUACUAGUUCACAACAAGAAAAAGAAAUUAGUAUAGGCGAACAACAGGAAAUAGAUAAUACCACAAGUAUCCAACAAACAAAGAACGAAAUAAAUUCUAAUUCUGUUCAAAAUGUUUCCAAUUUCGAAGGAGUAGUUGAAACUCCUCUGAAUUUGUUUAAUCCAGAGCCUGUUGUACAAAAUCAGAUAGAAAUGCCUUUACCCAACUCUAAUACCGAUAUUGAUAAUUAUUCAUUGGCCCAGGCUUCUAUUGAGCCAUCAACUGAACCAUCUGUGAAAAAAGAACCGCCAUUUAAACAAGAAUCAUUCAUUGAACAACAAAUAUCUACAGAAUCGCAAUCCUCUCAUGAUCAAUCUCCCAAUAUUGGAGCUGCCGAUCUUUUUAACGUUCCAAAUGUUAAUCUAUCAUUGGAAAACAGUUUUCCGGAUGAAAAUAUUAAUCAAUCCAAAAAUGAAGGUAACUUAUUAGGUGAAUUUGGACAAAUUCCUCAAUUGUCUAAUACUCCUACUAUUGAGGGAAAUAUUUAUCAGAGUGAAUAUGAACAAAAUGUACAGUCUAAUAUUAAUCAAACUAAUAGAGAACCAAGAAGAUGGAGAAAUAAUCGUUCUCCAAUUUCACAAAUUGAUAAUGAGAAAACUGAUCAUAAAGGUUCAUUAAAUUUAAGGAAAAUAUCAGAUGCUGAGUUUCAAGCUCUGCCUUCUGGAUCACGUUUAUUUUUAGGAAAUCUAUCAACCCAUUCAACUUCAAAAAAAGAACUUUUCGAUAUAUUUUCUCCAUAUGGGGAAAUUUUGCAAAUAUCCAUUAAAAAUAGUUUUGGAUUUGUUCAAUAUGAUAAUGUUGAAAGUGUAAAAAAAGCGAUCGAAGGUGAAAAUGGAAGAAUCUUACAUGGAUUAAAAUUGGGCAAUAAGCCAUGGAAUCAUUCACCUAUCCAAGAAGAUGGAUUUAAACCUGGCUUUGCUAAUCGUCACAAAAAAAAUUGGAAUCAAAGAGGAGGACAUAAAAAUGCAUGGCAACAAAAUGAACGUGAACUUUCUUCUCCCGCUGGCAGAGGACAUGGUCAAUCUUUUUCUAAUCGUAGACAUAAUGAAUAUGAACGUCGACCAAAUGAUCCUAAAUUUGCUCGUCGUACGUCAUAUGAUUCAAGAAGUGGAUACGAUUAUCCCGAUCAUAAAGAAUUUCGAUCUCCGCAGGAAUUUCGUGGAGAUUUUAAGGAAGAUCAUGAUUAUCUACCACGUGAAGAAAGAGGAUUUAGACGUGGCUCCUAUCGAGAACCACAUCGCGAGGAACGGUUUAAAAAUCGUUCUAAGCCUUAUAAAAUCCCUCCUCGGGAUUUUAAUGAACGACGACAAAGUCGUGAAUAUCCAUAUCGCUCUCAAUCACAUGAUGAGCCCAAUGAAGAAUUUCCUUUGCCCCGACGUCAAGGGAAUGAUGUGCCAGAAUGUCAAAUUAUUGUACUUGAAGAAGUAGAACGUAACUUCUUAUGGCAAGUCGAAAAUGCCUUUAGAGAAGCGUCAAUUACCGUCCACAUCCUUCAUUUGUCUCGAAAGCUUCAUCCUCAAUCUGUUAUUCGUCAGAUGGUUAUAGAAGGAGUUCACGCCGUUGUUUUUAUCGAGAGACAUCUUGCAUUAAACGGGAGAGUGAAUAUGCAAAUAUUUGACCAAUCACGAUCUAGGGACAAUGUCAAAUACGAUGAGUAUAACAAUAUUAAAGUUGAGGAAGCAGUUGGUUUUUUGUUGCGCACUCGAAUUUCUCAACGUCCAAUAGAAAUGAGAACAGCAGAUAAUAAUUUACUCGGACAACAAAAUGUACAGCAAAUACCACCAAUUGUAGGACAACCUGUCUCAACUAAUCUUAAUCACCUUAAUCCAAUUUUGAAUAGAAUGCAUCCAAUUCCUAUGAUUCCACCAGGUAUCCAGCCUUCACAUCAACCUAGUUUAUUAUCUCAACAGCAUCCGCCAAAUAUAGAUGUUCAACAAUUGCUUCGACAACUUGCUCCUCAAAAUUCUGGGCUUCAGAAUCAAGCACCGUUUAUGUCAAUGCCACAACAGUUGCCUAAUCUUGUUUCACCACAAUCGCAAUUUAAUGCAGUAGCGAUGAUGAGUCAGCCUCCUAAUAUUCUCCCUCAAAAUGCAAUAUCCUCGAACGGAAUACCUUUAUCACAACAUCAGCCUCCACAUAUGAAUCCAAAUGUGACUCAAUUCUCAACACCAAUUUCCGCCCCAGCUAAUGUAGUCGAUUUAAUGGCUCAAUUUAAACAAUAUAGUAAUCAACAUUAA